Messenger RNA from Saccostrea echinata, 618 nucleotides. RefSeq lists its product as uncharacterized. NCBI's taxonomy places the organism in Eukaryota, Metazoa, Mollusca, Bivalvia, Ostreida, Ostreidae. The transcript has a single exon. The record is from RefSeq and is a predicted model, not a curated record. The coding region runs from base 1 to 618 and encodes 205 amino acids.
AUGCAUGGAAAUUCUAACGAAACAAUCCUUUUGUCUGGUUUGCAUACUUCCGAUCCAGCAGAAAUCAAGCAAAUGUUUCUGAACCUAACAGCAGAGUUGGAAAAUCUCAAGAGACAAAUAGAUGUACUUGGUGAUGAAAAAAAGUUGCUUCAAAACAGAGUAUUCUUCUUGGAAGUGGAAUUGAAUAAACUAAAUUCGUCUAAGACCCCUUCCAGUAAUGAAUUAAUGGCGUAUCUAAGAAGCACGAAGCACAUAAUUCAAACUUUGGCGGCAAAUGAAGAAUACGACAAAAAUCUAACUCUCCGACUUAAUGAAGCGGAGAAUAAUUUGGCGAUAUGUGUUAAGCAAAACAAAAACUUAACUCAGCAACUUAACGAAGUAGUGAAUAACAUGGCUGCAAAUGAAGUGUAUGACAAAAACGUAAGUCAAUGGCUCGGUGUUGCAAUGGACAACUUAAAUGACUUAAAGAUUCCAAUGCGAUAUACAAGCUUAUCACUACUAGACGUUCAUUCUAAGAUGGAAGAACUAAAUACAACGGUAACCAGAAAUUAUGACGAUCGAAUAAAGGAUCUCCAUGGGCGAAUAACAAGUAUGUAUUCAAGCAUUGCCGAUUCUUAA